Exaiptasia diaphana is the source of this 1932-nucleotide messenger RNA. RefSeq lists its product as uncharacterized. The record is from RefSeq and is a predicted model, not a curated record. Bases 92 to 1009 code for a protein of 305 amino acids. The transcript is spliced from 4 exons. Lineage: Eukaryota; Metazoa; Cnidaria; Anthozoa; Actiniaria; Aiptasiidae.
AUCGUUUGGAAUAGGCAAAAGCUUAAAACUUAACUUACGUAGCUGAUCUACGCGAAUUCGAUGAUUGAAGUUUUCCUUGAGAGCUUAGCUCAUGAGUGCCCUUGAACAUUGCUACACACCUGUACCAAAGUCUGUGAUGGUAAAGACCAUAUAUGAUGUAAAAGCAUGGAUGGAGCCUCUCACCAUCCCCAUCCACAAUGUAUCAAAUCCACAUGUUUUUAAACUAACGAAAGCUCAAGAUGGAAAUGUAUACUUACAUUAUAAGAAUUGGGGUAGUGAUAAGUCAGAGAGCUGGAAACCAGAAGCAGAGUCUGAAGGACUGAAGUUGUUAAAGGAUGAUGCAGUUAUAUCAAAGGAAGAGGUACCUGAUCUGGUUUCUCCCAAUACAGAAAAGGUUGAUCUUGUCUCUCUUAGGAGAGACAUGCCAAAGUUUUUUGCAGGGUCUCRUGUGUUCUCUCCACAGAUUAAGGAGGAGUGGACUGAUCUGUURCUUGAGAGCAAUCAGCUAUGGACAAGUCAAGAAAAACCAGCAACCUGGCCGCUUCAAAACUUGCUUUUAAUUAAACAAAACCAAGUAAGACAAGAAGAAAAUGUGAAUGCUGGCUUUUUAGGAAUGAGACCUGAAGCAGUUCCACAAGAUCUAGAUGAAAUGGUUAGAGACCAAGUAGCACCAAUAAGAGAGGUGUACACAGGUCCUUAUAGAAGACCCGAAAAUGAUGUUCAAAGAGUCGACAAUUAUGACCUAGUGGCUAUAGGCGACUUGGUUGCUGUAAAUUUAGAAGCAUAUCGCCCUCCAAACCUUGCUACUGUGAUAGAGAUCCUUGAAGACUCAUUCAGAGUCCAGUGGCUGAAAGGAGGCUACAAUAAGAAGUGGGCACCAUGGCCAAGAUGGCCUAUAAACAACAUCCCCAAAGAGAGUGUGAUAUACUUUGGCUUUGCACUUGAAGAAGACAAACUAAGCAAAGAAACUGCAAAGCAUAUCCGAAAGGAAUAUAAAAAAUUGUUAUAACUACUAAAGGUAUUAUGUUAAAUCAAUCAGCUAUCAAAAAAGCAGGUUUAUGUUGGUAAAAUGGCAAAGUCUCAAGUCUCUAAAUACUUCAAAAAUAAAAGCAAAUGUAAAAUAUUGAUUUUUCUAGCCUUGCUCCUUCAGUUCUGAUUUUGCAUGUUUCUUUAGAAACAUCAAUGAUUUUAUAUUUGCUAUCAAUUCUGAAAUAUUUAUUUUACUUAUUUUGUUCCCCUCUUUCCAUUUUUGAACAUCAUUUUGUCAUUGCUUAUUGAUUUAGGUAGGUGUGGUCACAUGACUCCCAGCAUAAUGUGUUUAGAAUGUACACUUCAUGUUCCUUAUAAACUUUGGCUGACUUUCAAUGUCUAGUACUUAAAUUCUUGUGGUACUAGCUUAACUUACUAAGUAAUGACAAAUAUAGUUGCAGUAAUCAUAUGAAACGCAUAUGAAAGGUUUACUUAGUCAUCCCUUUUAAAAUGCAAGAAUUUAACUCUUGGAAAAGAAACCCAAAAACCUCAAAACAAAAUAAGAAACUCGCAAGAGUUCAAAAAUCGUUUUGUGCAUUUUGAACACUGCAUGCUGAACAUUACACUACUAUUGUCACACAAUUUCAAAAAGAUUAGACUUUAGUCUUUAGCUACAAUACCGAUAAAGCCAUUGAUUCCUCAUUAUCUUAUUUUAUUUAUAAAAUUUUUGAUAUAUAACGCGCGCUCUGAUUGGCUGACGACCGUGUUUAUAUCAGAGGACAGAGACCGGCAAAAUUUUCUUUUCGCUCGAAAAAUGUUAUUAAAGAAAUAUAAAACGGCCGCUUGUGUCUCUGUCCUAUAUUUCUUAAACAAAGCUUGAGUAUGCAGUAUUGUUAGUUCUAGUUAAUAUGAUGAAACCUUACCGUAUACGACGAAAUGUCCUCAGCAAUUACCGACGAAGAC